Messenger RNA from Cottoperca gobio, 2475 nucleotides. RefSeq names its product syntaxin 1A (brain) (gene stx1a). Bases 398 to 1261 code for a protein of 287 amino acids. The record is from RefSeq and is a predicted model, not a curated record. Lineage: Eukaryota; Metazoa; Chordata; Actinopteri; Perciformes; Bovichtidae. Gene Ontology annotation, cellular component: SNARE complex; plasma membrane; endomembrane system. Gene Ontology annotation, biological process: exocytosis; intracellular protein transport; vesicle fusion. Gene Ontology annotation, molecular function: SNARE binding; SNAP receptor activity. The transcript is spliced from 10 exons.
AUCAAAUCCAGCACAGAGUCAGCCAGACUCUCUGAAGAGGUGGUCACUUCUUGUCAGUCUUGCCUUUAAUAUGUUAGACUGACUUUAAAGGGAUAAAAAGAAACUUAAAGCUGAGCUUCAUUUUAAAAGACAGAUCAAUUAGCGCGGAUAGAAGAGGAAGUUGAAGGUGUGUAAUGGGUUAACGGCGGAAGGCCGCGCCUCACCUUUAGUGCGCGUCACACGGCUCCGUAAAGUGGUCCCACCAUCCCCACCGAAGGGGCGAAAACACCGCCGCCAGACGCGCACCCUCUCCUUGGUGUGUUUCGCAUCAUCCUGUCGGUCUCCGCCCCGCUGCUCCAUCACCACACACAUCCACAAACAUCGCGUACUGAAGGAAUAAGAGUGAUUUACUGGAACCAUGAAGGACCGCAUGCAAGAACUUAAACAUGGGAAGGAGACGGCAGAGGAGGAGGAUGAAGUCGCUGUGGGGAUGGACAAAGGCUUUAUGGAUGAAUUCUUUGAACAGGUGGAGGAGAUCCGGGGUUUUAUUGAGUCUCUGGCAGAGAAAGUUGAGGAGGUGAAGAGGAAGCACAGCGCCAUCCUCGCUUCACCUAACCCAGAUGAGAAAACUAAGGCUGAGCUGGAGGAUCUUAUGGCAGACAUCAAGAAGUUUGCCAACAAAAUACGCUCCAAAUUAAAGAGUAUUCAGCAAACCAUUGAGCAAGAAGAAAGCCAGAACAAGUCAUCAGCUGACCUGAGGAUACGCAAGACACAGCACUCCACACUGUCUCGUAAGUUUGUCGAGGUGAUGUCAGAAUACAACACCACCCAGUCGGACUACAGGGAGCGCUGCAAGGGACGCAUUCAGAGACAGCUGGAGAUCACUGGGAGAAACACAACAAAUGAGGAGCUGGAGAGCAUGUUGGAGAGCGACAACCCGGCUAUCUUCACCUCCGGGAUCGUUAUGGACAACAUCACCGAGCAAGCUAUGAAUGAGAUUGAGACACGGCACAAUGAGAUCAUCAAGCUGGAAAACAGCAUCAGAGAGCUUCACGACAUGUUCAUGGACAUGGCCAUGCUGGUGGAGAGCCAGGGGGAGAUGAUAGACCGCAUAGAGUACAAUGUGGAGCACUCAGUAGACUAUGUGGAGAGGGCAGUAUCAGACACGAAGAAGGCGGUGAAAUACCAGAGUAAAGCCCGGAGGAAGAAAAUUAUGAUUAUUAUAUGCUGUGUGAUUCUGGGAAUUGUCAUUGCCUCCAUUGUUGGGGGAACUCUGGCCUAAACAUCAACCACAGUCACGCUACAAGACACACAGCCGCACACACAAUAGAGCAAAAACACGACAGUCACAUUUUGAGUUUCCUGUUUUCAUGAAUGCAAUCUAUUACAUGUUUAGCACAAGGUGCGUUACAUACUGUACGAGCGAUUCUAGGCACGCCGUACAGGGCCAGAGGUGUUUUCGCAUGAGUUGCUAUUUGGUAAAUGUGUGGUGCUGCAAACUGUUUAUCUGAGUGUUGAGUGUUGUCAACGAUAUAAUGAUGUUUCCAAAAGUGAAUUCUUGAAUGAAAAAAAGUUACUAAACGAUGUGUAACACAAUACUAAUACAUUCCAACUUCCAAAUAUGACACUUAUUCAGUUGUAAUGUCUAUUUUGUGUUGUACAGGCAAAGUGCCAGGACACUAAUCUGCAGUGUUUUCAAAGCCACGUUAUCUAUACACCACUGUUUAUUUACAUCUUUAUCUUUUCAUGUUCUCUCUCCAAUGUGCUCUACCUCCCUUCAAAAGCUCUGCAUGGUUUAGUUCACCGUGAAGUGGUGUUUUGUUUUCUAUUGCAAAGGUGAAAGAAGACCCGUUGGAUAUUUUGCUUGUAGAAUCAUCACACUGCCAAACUUUUCUAAUGUUAUUUCUCAUAGUUCAUGGAAGCAAUGUUACUAAACUUCAUCUGGCCUUAACCAGUUGUGCAGCAUUUCUGACAGUUGCUCCAUUGUUGAGUGUGAUUUGAAUAUGUGGGUGUUUUCAUUUGUAGCUUCAUGCUUGAACUUGCUGAGUGCGAGUUGUGAGAUGAGAACAUGAGUGCUUGAUAUUAGCCACCUGUGUCUUUGUUUUGUAUAAAGUGUGAACAGACACUGUAACACUGCCAGUAUGUCCAAAUAAGCUGUUAAAAUGGAGUCUAGUCUGGUUUGGAUUGGUAAUUAUGGUCUUUAAGUGAACCCCUUGUUUUAUGUAUUUUUAUAAACCCCAAGCUUUAAACAGAGCAUAUCCUUCUGUCAAGCUACUUCACUGUUUAUUUUUAUGAGUGAACAUGAUGAGCCAGUGAAAGCAUGAACUCAAAGUAGCCCUGUAAAAGACUCUCAUAUCAGACAUGCACAGACUGCAACCAUGUUACCAUGUUGCCUACUCAACGUGUUGCCUUUGUGUUGUAAUGUGAUGACAUGCUUUUGUUUGUUUGAUUUGAGUUUGUUUUGUUUUUCAAGUAAAGUUUGUCUGAAAAAUCACA